AUGAACCACAAUGUAGUGGAUGACAUAUCAGCACUCAGCUUCAUCAACACUUGGGCAGAGAUGACUCGUGGUGUAUACCUUGCAACCAUGCUGAUUAUGGACCGCACGAUUCUCAAAGCUCGAGAACCAGCCCGAGAAUUUCACCACACCGAGCAUGAUCCUCACCCUAUCAUGAUUACAGACACCAAGCCACUACAGCCAGAAAGCCCGCCAAAACUAACUACCAACCACAUCCUGAAGAUGACACCAGACCAACUGAGCACACUGAAGGAGAAGGCCAAUCCAAGGAGCAACCAAUCAGAGGUCAGAUACAGCACCUACGAGAUCCUGUCAGCACAUAUAUGGCGCUGUGUGAGCAAAGCACGCGGCUUGACAGAUGAGCAGCCAACAAAAUUGCAGAUUCCAGUCGAUGCCAGAUCCAGGAUGAAACCUCCAAUCCCUCGGCAGUACUUUGGCAACGUGAUCGUUAUUACCUCGGCGGUCGCUGUAACACGAGAACUUGCUGACGAGCCAUUACUACAAACAGUGGGGAGGAUUCGGAAGGCCAUAUCCAGGAUGGAUGAUGAGUAUCUAAGGUCAUCAAUAAAUUACAUGGAAGAUCCCAGCAAUCCCGAGGGUGUCAUCGAGGUUCGACCCUGUCAAUCGCCCAACCUGUUGCUGGUGAGCUGGAUGAGCCUCCCUUUCAAAGGGGCAGACUUCGGAUGGGGAAGCCCAACACUAACUCGCAAAGUGGACGCCUUUGAAGGGAUCGGGCAUCUCUUGCCAAGAAAUGCUGAUGGAACUGUAUCCUUGGCAAUUUGCUUGGAGGCUGAAGCUAUGGAAACCUUCAAGAAGCUGUUCUAUGAGACUGGCCCUUAA
Molecule: messenger RNA, 858 nt
Organism: Linum tenue
Lineage: Eukaryota; Viridiplantae; Streptophyta; Magnoliopsida; Malpighiales; Linaceae
Source: the annotation of a GenBank genome assembly